UUUGGAUCGGAUUGGUCGGGUCCGUUCUUGACGCCUCGUAAUACAGUAUGACUAACCAUAACCACUGGUCAGUGGUCACCCCAUUUACUUCACAUAAUCACACCUGUUAAAGCAAACCACCAUUUCUCAAAAAACUCCAUGAAAGCAGAGGCUUAAAGCUCGAGGAUUUGGGUCUUCCAUGGCGGUACGAGGUACAUUCACUUGAUUACUCUACAAGAGUAAAAACCCCAAAGUUAUAUAAUUUCAAACUUCGUAAAAAUUUCCCGCCGAAGCAAAUAUAUUGGAAAAUUAACUUAUUAGGGUUUUGCAUUCAUCUUCCCUAAUUCCUCAGGUUAAAAUGGAGAAGAAGAUUGAUUUAGGAAUGAGUUAUGAUCGAAUCACCGAUUUACCGGAACCCCUUAAACACCAUAUACUCUCAUUUUUGCCAACUAAGUAUGCUGUUCAAACAAGCAUUUUGUCCAGCAGUUGGCGGAUGGUUUGGGCUGGACUACGUACAUUGGAUUUCAGUGAUACGUAUCCUAAUAAGUCGCUGAUCGUGGAAGAAUCGUCCUGUUAUCAUAGGGAUAUCGCCUUAAAGACCAAUGGGGAGACUAUUGUUAGGAUGAGGGAGGACUUUUACAACUUUCUUGAUCGAGCUUUUGGGUUGGUUAUGGAGUUGGAGGAGCUUAAGCUUUAUGUGCCCAAUUUUGGGCCGGAGUUGGGGUAUCGUGUGGAUCAUUGGCUUGCUUGUGCUGUUGGAUGCAGUGUCAAAUAUCUGAAAUUUAAAAUAGCCAAGUGGGAAGGUUUUAGAUAUAUUUUGCCUGGGUGUGUACUUGGUGCGAAUUCAAUUGUAAAAUUGGAAUUGAAUAAUUGUGAGCUGAAUUUAUCCUCUUUUAUGUGUACACAGUUGCCUUCUUUACGAGAGUUAUGGUUUGAUGAUGUUUUUUUGGAUGAGGUGGUUAUGAAGAUUAUUUUUGGAAUUUGCAUUAAUCUAGAAAGUUUCUACUUAAGAAAUUGCCGUGGGUUGACAAGACUUGAAAUCUCUAAUCUUACUCCCAAACUACAGAUGGUAGAUGUUGUACUACAAGAAGUUGAUUUGGAAGUGAUUAAGAUAAGUUUACCAAGCCUUUUGGAUUUCAGUUAUUGGUAUGAUGGUUGUCUCAGUCAGCAAUUUUGUGAAAUAGACGUAUCAGGCUGUAAAAAUCUGGAGAGUUUGUACCUGAAUUGUGUUCAAUUGGAUGAUCAUGACUUGAGUUUCUAUUUAGAAAAUCUUCCUGUCCUUAAACAAUUGUGUUUAACCAACUGUCCUUAUUUGGAAUAUGUUGAGAUUUCAAGUGAACGCCUUGCACACCUGGCUAUUGACAGCUGUAGGGGCUUGGUAAAAGUUAAAAUUCAUACUCCUAAUCUAAAAUCGUUCACUUACUGGGGAGAAAAUGUCAUAUCUUUGGUGUCUAAGGGUCCAGCUCUAAAGCUGGAAUAUGCUAUCGUUGGCGUAACUGGUGGUUUCCAGACUGAAAAGUGGUAUCUUGGACUCGUUAAGUUAAUUGCAAAGUUUAGUCACACUGAAGAUUUCUCACUCCGUCUUGCAACUAUCCAGGAUGCUGUAAUCCCAGAAAAUGUGAGACUGAAAUCCCUCCCUCCACUAUAUGGUGUCAAGGAAAUGAUGGUUGAGAUUCGUGUGUCAGCUAUUCAUGAUUAUAAUUUCACUAGAUUGAAACAUACUCCUGUUGAUUUAGUCAAGUGUCUCAUGUGGCUUGCUCCCUGCUCAGAGACUCUGCGUAUAUGUAAUUUCGAUGAUGGGAUUGAAAAGUUAUUUAAGUUUACAUAUGAGAAGCCAUUAAAAGGCAAGAAAAAAUGUGGUUGCUGGAAUUCUCUGGCUAUUAACUGUUGGCGGCAUUCGCUAACCAAUGUAUCGCUUGAGUAUGAAAAAGGAGAUGAAGAUGAUACACAAUUAGCAGAAUUCUUUCGCAAUGCCAGGAUUGAUGGGAAGAUGGUGGAUUUUGUCAAGACUACCGGGCCUGAAAUGAAAUACAGAUGGUAAACCUUGUCAAGAAUUCUAGGACUGAAGCAUGUUUCUCCAAAGGUCUUGAGUCGACAUGACAUAUUGACUUCAGUGUUGGUGUUAUUUUGAGGAGCAUGGUUUUGAACCAGUACUAAUACUAAAGCUCGAAAAUUAUUAGCCUACCUUACCUUAAUUAAAUCCAAAAAUUGCAUCCGUUUUUGAGUACUAAAGGUUAAGGAGCUUCUACUUUUUGUAUGUGGUGGGAAGUAUCUUUCUUUUGAUCUAAAUCUGAUGUUGGUAACAGCAUAGAUGUAGUUUAUCUGGUUACUUCAGUAUAUAUUUCUAAACUUUACCCUGCAAGUUUAUAAACCCUUUGCCGAGCAAAUGACUUAUCCCUUCUGCAAUAUCGUGAUUAACCAGAAAUUGCUGGACAAUUUUAUGGCUAAUUGCACUCAUACAGAAAGUUUGGCCUUCCCUUUGUGUGCGCUGUUCAGGAUUCAAUCUCUUAAGCUUUUAGGGCUUGUUGAACCUAAGCCAGCCCUGAGUUGCGAAGAGUUGAGGCUGGUGCACACAGUGCAGUUCUAGUUGAUUUUGCAUGCAGUUGGGAGGAGUAUGUGUAGACUUUUCUUGUAUAGCAAAAUUGUCUUAGUCAAAAAACGUGAGUUGAAAUUGCGAAUUCAAGGAUUCCUACUUUUCUAUGUCUCAAUUUUGUCCACUUUUCUGAGUCUUAACUCUUAAGUUUUUCAUGUCAUCAAUUUUGCCUAGGAGUCCGUGACAAUAUCUUUGUUGCACAUACUAUGAAUGGGGUAGUUUAUACCGAGUAAUAUAAUGUAAAAACACAACAUGACUCGGGUACUACCUAGUACGAAGUAUUGUACAGUAUUUUUACAUGUACUGUUAAUGUACCACAGUAAUUUUAUAAUUUGGGAUUCAUUCUUGAGGUUAAGGUUCAAAUCUUGCACGAAGAGAGAAAAAGGUAGUCUUCACAUAGAUUAAAGGUUAAAAACUUACCCAAUAGUUGGCCAAUCAACAUGACAAAUUCACAAUUAUUGAAGUGUCUCAUUGAUAAUGAUAUCCCUUAUUUCUCUGUACACGGUUGCCAUUUUGGACUUUUGGUAAGAACUAUGCCUUUUUAUUCUUAGCUUUUGUCCCAUUUAAUCCCCAAAAGAAAAUAAUUAAAAAAAUAAAAGAAAGAGGAAAUUAGCUUUUUUUUAUACGAGUAAUUCAUUAUUUCGGGAAUAUCCUCGAGGGAAAGGUUCAAAUCUUACACGAGGAUUAAAUUAAAUUAUGAUAGAAUAAUUAGUCAGUCCACAUCACAAUUAUUUUAGUCUCAUUGAUAUCCCUUGGUAUCUCCGUACUAAGGUUAUGGUUUGCAUUUUGUGAACAACUCUACAAUUUUUUUUUUUUUUUGGUUUGUAAAUCCAACAACUCACCUCUUUAAUCCAAAAAAAA
Messenger RNA from Chenopodium quinoa (quinoa), 3433 nucleotides. RefSeq names its product putative FBD-associated F-box protein At5g56410. Gene Ontology annotation, molecular function: protein binding. The coding region runs from base 338 to 2020 and encodes 560 amino acids. The record is from RefSeq and is a predicted model, not a curated record. The transcript has 5 exons. NCBI's taxonomy places the organism in Eukaryota, Viridiplantae, Streptophyta, Magnoliopsida, Caryophyllales, Amaranthaceae.